Chlorocebus sabaeus (green monkey) is the source of this 6596-nucleotide messenger RNA. It is a transcript of the gene ZNF446, whose product is annotated as zinc finger protein 446. Gene Ontology annotation, molecular function: DNA-binding transcription factor activity, RNA polymerase II-specific; RNA polymerase II transcription regulatory region sequence-specific DNA binding. The record is from RefSeq and is a predicted model, not a curated record. Gene Ontology annotation, biological process: regulation of transcription by RNA polymerase II. Gene Ontology annotation, cellular component: nucleus. NCBI's taxonomy places the organism in Eukaryota, Metazoa, Chordata, Mammalia, Primates, Cercopithecidae.
GGGCGGGCGUCCCUAUGCCUGCGCACAGUGUGGCCGCCGCUUCUGCCGCAACUCGCACCUGAUCCAGCACGAGCGUACGCACACGGGCGAGAAACCCUUCGUGUGCGCGCUCUGUGGUGCCGCCUUCAGCCAGGGCUCCUCGCUCUUUAAGCACCAGCGCGUGCACACAGGUGAGAAGCCCUUCGCCUGCCCACAGUGCGGCCGCGCCUUUAGCCACAGCUCCAACCUCACCCAGCACCAGCUCCUGCACACGGGCGAGCGGCCCUUCCGCUGUGGGGACUGUGGCAAGGCCUUCGCCAAGGGCGCUGUGCUGCUGAGCCACCGGCGCAUUCACACGGGCGAGAAGCCCUUCGUGUGCACGCAGUGUGGCCGCGCCUUCCGCGAGCGCCCGGCCCUCUUCCACCACCAGAGAAUCCAUACCGGCGAGAAGCCCGUCCGGCGAUCCAGGGCCGGCUUGCACCCCCAGGCCAGGUCUGUUUCCGCGACAGCAUCAGAAGGUGCGCCAGGGAAGGAAACCGAGCCCACUCCCGCCUCGGGCCCAGCCGCAGUCUCGGAGCCAGGGGAGGUCUGAGGUCACAGGUUGCAGCCCUGGCCUUGUGUGAAUCCCGUCCACAGCUAAAGGGCAUAUGUCCUCUGCAGAUCCACAGCAGAGAAAAAGCCCCGUGCUUGCUAGUCAGGGCUUUGGCUGUGAUUUCAUUUGCACUUGGGGACAGGAUUUGCCAGUUCACCCACAGAUCACACCUCCAUCCCCAAAGAGGUAACACUGCAGAAGCGUCAUGGGGAGGAUGUGGUGGCUGAACUCUAGUGGGGCCGAUACUAUUCAGAGCCAUUAGGAGGCGGACAGUCACAUCACUGCACUGUGGUGCUGCUUCAUGUGUUGACAGUGGGUGCUAAGGUGAGGGGGAUGUGGGCAUGGGUUGGGGGUGGCCUAGAGAGACUUAUGACAGCUGCACACAAACUGGCCGCUGGAUAGAUGCCCACUGAGGGUAUUCUCAACCCACCACUGCCUCUGUUCAUCCAAGGCUUCCUAGAGGCCAGUCUAGCAGACAAGAGACCACAAGGGACUGGGGAUCAGGGUGUGGGCUCUCAGUGUCAGCCACCUCCUCUGGGAAAAAAAAGGUUUGGGUCCACUGAACAUCAUGUUUGCAGACGCUGACAGGUGGGGUCCUAAUGAGAGCCAACACGUGCUCACUGCCAGCUCCUGUCCUGAGUGCUGGGAAAUUUCUCCUGAAGCCCUGUGAGAUGGCUGCUGUGGCUGGUAUCCUGACUUGGAAGAUGAGGAAACUGAGACACAAAGGGGAAGGUGAGUUUCCCAUGGCACACAGUGGAGUCGGUACCCAAGUCCGGGUGGACUGAUCCAGCAUCCAGAUGCCUCAUCUCCUGGGCUGCACUCUGGUUGGUCAGGUAUGAGGGCCUGGCCUGGCUUCACACACAUAGCCGACUCAGGAGAGGGAUGCCCAUGGGGGAACAUGUGACUCUCAGCUUUGGAAGGACAGAGCUAGGAUGAUGGCUUUCCAGUGGCACAUGUUCAGGUGUUCACCCAAGUCUCAGCUUGGCCAAGGCCUGUCACUGACUCGUUUACCAAAGUCGAUGUGAUGAGGAGCCUUUACACCUGAGGGGGAUGAUGUUAACUUCAGACAAGAUGGAGCUGCUCAUUUUUGCUGGGUGUGGUGGCCACUUCCCCCCCAACCCCUGUCUCACCUUACCCCUGUUAUCCCUCCUUAUUUGGAGGCUGGACAGACAGCUGAAUAGGAAGGACUUGCUAUUACCUAAGGCCAUGUGUGACACCCUCCUGACCCACCCUCCCCACCCCAGUGUAAUGUCCCUGCAUGGCCAGGACAGGAGGGUGGACUGGGGGCCAUUUGCUUCCUGUGGCCUUCAGCAGACCAGGCCGUGUCCCUACCUGGAGCCUCACCUCCAAGCAAAUUCAUGUUCUCUUUAAUGGAAAAAAAAAAAAAAAAAAACCCCGACUAGCUUCUGCAACUCGGAAUAGGUGUUGCAGUUUCCUGUACUGCAGUUGGGGCCUCUUGUCCCUACUCCAGAGCAUGGUUCAGUUUUUAAUAACAGUUCAAAGAGCUUCUCUGAUAAAGGUUUCUUUUUAAACGUGUGUGAACGGUAGCAACCUGACACCCAUUUCACCCUCAUACAAUGCAGAUGGUAUUGAACAUACCCUGACAUGCCAUCAGCGUUUGUCAUCAUCACAGAAGUUCCUGGACUUGGCUUCAACUUGGGUACCCUCAAGAGGCCACAGAGUAGAGAUGCAGCCUGUCUGUGGCCCAGGGAGGGAGUGGGAUACCUGUAUCCUUUUCAGGGCCAGAGGUGGGUUGAGGGAGCCAGGAGCUGGAUGAAAUGGAUAGAGUGGGGCUGCCUGGAGCAGCAGCUCGGCUAGGAGACGAGUCCUGGUGGAUCCUGGCAAUGGGAGGAUGGUAGGUGGAGAAACCAAGGCAGGGCUGUGUCCCUUCUGCUGCUGAUAGAGGGCGUGGCCAUGUGGUGACCCUGCAAGGCUGCCUCCAGACCAGUGGGCACUCCCUCCCAUGGCUUCCAAAAUCUUGCCGCUAUCCUGCCCUAUACACAAAGAGCAGACUCAGGCCCCACUUACUUGAUAUUGGGGCCAAAUUCUUCCACCUGUGAGGAGACACACAGGACCCAGCUCCCCCAGAGUCUGCAAGACUUGGGCCACCAGAAUCCCAGUAGGUCCCUGAACCAUUGUCCCCCACUAAGUCUGCAGAGCUGUGAAAAGCAGACAAUAACCCUUCCCUGCCUGAAAGAGCACUUUUCUGGGGAGCCCAUGGGAGUCAGGAGCAAAAGCAUCUGUCAAACAAGUAGAUACCCAGAGAGUCACAUGAAAUCAUUUCUGUGCCUUUGAUAGAUGCUGCUUGAACAAAGCUUCUGCCCUGAGCCUGCCUGCCCCUCAGGCUGGGCUCAGUGCCCUACCUUGUCUUCCCACUGGCCUCCUCCCUCCAUCAGGCUCCUUUCCACAUCUGCUUGUUCCCCUGUUGUCCCUCAGUUUGUCCACCCUCUUCCAAUCUCCCCCUCCCCAAACCCAUGACUGGUCAGUGGCCCCCAGCCUAGGCUCCCGCCUCCAUGCAGGUCUUGGCCCCUCAGCUGACCUCCCUCCAACCUCCCCCUGUGCUCUUACUUUUGAGUAGGUAGUGACUGUAAAAGUAUCCCUGGAAUUCUAGGUCAAAAGGUCAGACAGAACACCUGCAUCUCAGUGGGCUCAGAAAUCCACUGAAACCACAGAGGGGAGUCUUUAAAACACAUAAACCCACAAGUAUGAGAAUGGUGAAAGAGGAGUCAGGAGCAAUGGCAUGCCUAAGCUAGACGUGGAUGAGAGCUGUCACUACGUUAGGGAAGGCCAAAUACUGCGUGGCGACUUGGGGAAGUGGAGAGAGUUCCCACCAGGCUGACUCCAGAACUGCAGAAGGCUAAGAACCAGCAGCCCAGAGACGGGAGACCUAUAACCCAGCUGCCUGGGGAACAGCUACUGAAGAAGCCCUUGACGCCCCCACUGCUCUCCCCACCUGGUGGAGGGUGAAGGUUUUUUUGUUUUGUGAGACUCUCCGCAUGGUCCCAGAGAAAAGACCUAAGCACCUCAUCCCCAAAAACAACCUGAGGCCGCCUCUGGAAAGCUCCAAGUUGACAGGUCUCACCCACGCACAUGCUCAGCGCUUCCAAUCAGCGAUUAAGGGCAUUGCUUUUCAUCUGGAGCAGGCAGCAGGGGUUCCCAGGUAUCCAAAGAAACCAAAACAGGCGGUGUAAUUUAGGACUGAAUAAUUCAUGACUCGGCCACUUUAAGUGUGGAAGCAAAACUGACCCCACAGAUACAGAAAACUAACACUGCUUAUUGGGAGAUACUAGUGUCACCCUGUCUAGUUCUGCUCCCCAAAUUAAAUAAAAGGUAAACAGUUGAGCACGUCCCAUCAGCCUGGAGGGAAACUUCCGCCCCCGACUUUGUAGGACUGACAUCUGAUGUCAGAGACUGCGGUCACAACCGUCGGUACCUCCUCAGGGCGCUUAACAGGUCAAAGAAGGCCCUCGCACCCUCCCGCCGGCAGAAAGCCCAGGCUCAGGGUGGUCUUCCCACACCACCGCCUCUCCCGGGACCACUUGGAAGCAAGCGCCAGCGAACUAGUGGACCCAGGAAACCACUGGGCCGCGACUUCCAGCCUCUUCGGAAGUCGAGGCAACGCGCCUGGAGGUUGCCAUGGGAACAGCUGGAGGCGGGCGGCUCUGCCCUGUGUUCUCGGGGCUGCCCGCGGGAAAUGGCGUGGGAGCGGCGGGGGCGAAGCAAGCGCCCCUCUGAUUGGGUAAAACCUCCUGCCUCUCCCCUCACCUGGCAAUAGGAACCGGUCCACUGUACAGACGCGCGGGUUUACAGCAUCGGGAGAGCUGCUCCCAGGGCGGAGGGAGCCCUUAUAACGCGGACUCUGCGGCACCUCCUAGAGGAACAGAGCGCCUCUCAGGCCUCAGAGGCUGCUGCAAAUGCUAGUCUUCGGGCCACGGCCGCGCCUGUCUUGCGGACGCUCAUGGGAAACGUAGUUCAAAGGGCGUGGGUGGUGCCUUCGGUGCAGGCGAGCGAUUGGUCGGCGCGGCGUCGCCGGGGCAACUCCCGGCUAAGGCUCCCCGCGUUGCGCGGCGCCGCUUCCGGGAAGCGGCCUCCCAGCAACGGCUCCGGGGUAGAGGCCCAUCUUGACGAUUCCAAGACCACCCCCUUGAGCAAAAAUGCCAUCCCCUCUGGGUCCCCCAUGCCUGCCCCUCAUGGACCCAGAGACCGCCUUCGAGGAGCCUGAGACUGCCCGCCUCCGCUUCCGAGGGUUCCGCUACCAGGAGGUGGCAGGUCCCCGAGAAGCCCUGGCCCGGCUGCGUGAGCUGUGUCGCCAGUGGCUGCAGCCUGAGGCACACUCCAAGGAGCAGAUGCUGGAGAUGCUGGUGCUGGAGCAGUUUCUGGGCACACUGCCUCCCGAGAUCCAGGCCUGGGUGCAUGGUCAGCGGCCAGGCAGUCCUGAGGAGGCCGCUGCCCUAGUCGAAGGACUACAGCAUGACCCUGGGCAACUGUUGGGCUGGAUCACAGCGCACAUCCUGAAGCAGGAGGUGCUCCCUGCAGCCCAGAAGACAGAGGAACCAUUGGGGAGCCCCUACCCCUCAGGGACAGUGGAGUCCCCUGGAAAGGGUCCCCAGGACACCGGAAUAGAGGGGUCUGUCCAGCUCAGCUGCAGUGUGAAGGAGGAGCCCAAUGUCGAUGGACAGGAAAUGGCACCCUCCAGCCCUCCGCUUGCAGUGCAGUCCCCUGAGGGGCACCAUGGACACCAAGAAGCAGCCUCCACAUCCUUCCACCCUCCCAGGAUUCAGGAGGAGUGGGGGCUGCUGGACCGGUCACAGAAGGAACUGUACUGGGAUACGAUGCUGGAGAAGUACGGCACAGUUGUCUCCCUGGGGUUACCGCCCCACCAGCCAGAGGCACAGGCCCAGUCAGAGCUGGGGAUGCUGCUCAUGGGGACAGGCGUCUGCAGAAGCCUGCGCUCAGGAAAUGAGAGUGAGGGUCCACCCGGCUGCCCAGAGGCCCAGCCGCCCCAGGGCCCAGGGCCUGCAGCCUGGGAGGGCCUGCCUGAGGCCACCACUCCUGCCCCCACUGCGCGCCCAGGGACACCGCCAGUGCCCACUCAGCCCACACCCGCAGAGACGAGACUGGAGCCGGGUGCCACCCCUAGGAAGCCCUACACGUGCGAGCAGUGUGGCCGCGGCUUUGACUGGAAGUCAGUGUUCGUCAUCCACCACCGGACACACACGAGUGGGCCAGGUGCGCAGUCCCCAGGGCUAGCCGCCGGGGAAGGCACAGAGAAGCCACCGCAAGGGGAGCUGGCCUUUCCGCACCACCCCCGACAUUCACUCACAGGCCCCCAGAGCUACCCAUGUGAGGAGUGCGGGUGCAGCUUCAGCUGGAAGUCGCAGCUGGUCAUCCACCGCAAGGGCCACACGGGCCAGCGGCGCCACUUCUGCAGUGACUGUGGCCGCGCCUUCGACUGGAAGUCGCAGCUGGUCAUCCACCGUAAGGGCCACCGGCCGGAGGCUCCAUGAGCAGCCAGAUGGCGCAGUCACUCGGGGCCUCGCUGUUCUCGCGGCCUGGAUGCAGCCUCUGGGGCACCAGUAGAAGAUUCUGGAGGCAGAAGGGGAUGCCGGAGUGAACAGGGGGUCCUAAGCCAGUUCCCUGCCCCGAUCUGGUGUCCCCCAAAAGACCUGGGUGCAAGGAAAAGGAGCUGCUCCCUCCCUCCUUGCCCCUGCCUCCUGGAGGGAGGUCUGGGUUCCUUUCUGUGGGUGACCAGUGCCUGUGGGGUGACUGCCAAGCACCAGGCUCCCUCCCUCCCCGCGACAUGGCCCGGGAUGACAACACUCCCUCUCUGGGACAUCCUUGCCUCAGGUGGGUCUUCACAAACUGUGCCUUCCCACCCCUCUGUGCAGAGGCUGGGCCUGAGGUUUCAGUGUGAAGGGCAGAAGACCCAGGAAAGCCCAAUUGGCUCCCGUUUCUCCUGCUCCAUGUGUGUGUGAGAAUUUUAACAUAAAUUCCACUUUCAUAAUACAGAGUUUCUGAAUAAGAA